AUGGUAGUUGAAUCAAAUAAUGACAGUAAUGAGAAUAGUAAAAGUUUUGAUAAUAGGGAUAACAAUAUCGAUGAUGAUAAGAAAGAAGCAUUGAUCAACCAAAACUUCUUUUUUUAUAAGCUUUGUCCUAUAAUAAAAAAGAAUAAUGAAGUUUGUAGAUUGUGUAUGAAAAGAGAAUAUGAUCAAAUUGAUUGUGUUGUAAGAAAACAAUGUGAAGACAAUUGGGUAGUAUAUUUGUUAGAUAAUAUAAAAAAUUUGGCUAGUGAACUGAAAAUUAGUAAAAUGAAAAAUGAACAAAAUCAAAGAAUAACAGAAGUAUUAAAAAGAUAUCAAGAUUUGUUUGUAUAUGAAUUAUAUAAAUUAGGUUGCAUGAUAGUUGUGCAAUAUAAAAUUUAUACUGAAAAAAUUCUUCAAUCAAGCAAUGAUUUUACUCAAUAUCUAGAGUUAAAUAUGAAUUUAUCAGCCAGGAAAUCAAGGAAUGGAAAAUUCUGGCUUAAUUUAAACAUUAAAUAG
Messenger RNA from Racocetra persica, 513 nucleotides. The record is from the annotation of a GenBank genome assembly. Lineage: Eukaryota; Fungi; Glomeromycota; Glomeromycetes; Diversisporales; Gigasporaceae.